Brassicogethes aeneus is the source of this 2438-nucleotide messenger RNA. Lineage: Eukaryota; Metazoa; Arthropoda; Insecta; Coleoptera; Nitidulidae. The record is from the annotation of a GenBank genome assembly.
UUAUUCUGUAUAGUAUGCUUGUUCAUAUGGAUAUAUGGUAAAGUUUUAAUAAUGAAACGUAUUUUCUUUCUUCUAUUUUCAAUAUUUUGUAUUGUGUCUUCACAAGUUAACAAUCCCAGUAAUUGUGGAGUAGGUCUUGAUUGGGAUUUUCCGAAUGAUUUAGCAGGUGAUGAUACAGAUAACGAUCCUAUUUUAAAUGAAUAUAAAUACAUGGAUACAAGUAAUGGAAAACCAGUGGAAUCUUUUGAGUGUACGUCUUUAUCGGAUUAUUUUGAUUUUCUUCUCAUAACUGGAGAAACAGAUAAGGAAACCAAAAAUUUUAGAAUAUUAAAAAAUCAAUUUUCCAAAUUAGAUGAGUUAAUAAACGCUGAUAAUCCAGACGUAACCGGAUCACAAUUUCAAAUUGUAUACAAUUGUGAAAUAACUUGCGAUAAGUCCACAUCAGAGAAAUCCAAAGCAACCAUUCGUGUUACAAUAACUGAUAAAGAUCAGCAUCCUCCUGAGUUUUCUGCACCUGAAUAUGACAUAAAAGUUCCAAUGCCUCUACCAAUAGGAACAGAUCUAACUGCUUUUAUUAAGCACAAUCCAAUAUAUACGAUGGAUAAGGAUUUUUCCAACAAAAAAGUAACUUACAUCUUGAACAAUGGGCAUUUUUUAAUAAAUUCAAAUAAGGAUGGAAAAAAAUACACAUUGGAAAUGGAAGUUGCAAGUAAAUUAAAUCUGAUUGAGGAUACUCCCUAUGUUAUAACUGCAACAGAUGAUGGUGGUAAAAAUGCAACCGCAACACUUAAUAUAAAAGUGGAUAAAGAAAAUAGUAUUCCUGACCAACCCAAUUUUCUAGAGCCAUCUUAUGAAUUUUUAUAUGAUGUUUUCACACCUUCUGAACCAACUAUAAGCACUGAUGCUACUAUCAGAAUUAAAACUGAUCAUAAAGAUAUCUUAGAAGUUGGUGUGGAACCAGAUUAUGAAGCAAAUAUUCAAUGCAAUCAAACUGGCACUGACUCUGAAGGAUAUGUUACAGUGGAAUGUACAUGUUUAAAGGAAUUUACUGACAGUAAUGUAUAUUACCUUGUAAAACUUAACGCUAAAACUGAUGAAUCUUCAUCGACCACCCUGAUUAUUAAAAGUAAAGAUUUUUCAUCAGGUCCUCAGUUUCAAGAAGGAUACUACGAAGCCACUUAUAAUCCAGAAGAAGAUACUGUUAAAUUAACAACUUCAAUAAAAACUAAUAUUGCACCUAUAUCAGUUGAUUUACAAGGGGAAUAUAACGAAUACUUUAAAACAAGAUUAGAUAAUGAUCAGUGGACUAUAGAAAGGACAGUUAAGAAAUUUGAAGAAACUAUUUUACACAAAAAAUUCAUUAAUUUUGUAUUAGUAUCAAAAAGUGAAAGUGGAGAGACAGGAAGAACUUCUCUUACAAUGAACAUGCCAAAUUUAAAAGCAAGCUUUGAUAAAGUCGUUUACAAUGCCUCUUUAGAUAUGGACACAAAUUUUAAAUGUGAUGCAAUCACAAUAAAUAAUUAUAUAGACGGGGUAACAGCAAAGUUUGUCGAUGAAAGUAAAUAUUUUACUUUCAAACAGAAUAAUAAAAUGGUGGACAUUAUCAAAAAGGAGCCUUUUCCAUCGGAUCUCCCUAAAGAAAAAUAUUUAUCAGUGAAAAUUCAAUUAACAGAAGAUAUGACAAUAGUUCAAACAUCCAUUCUUAAUGUGGAUCUACCAUUAGAUGAUGGUAACACUAAUAACGAGGAGGAAUUGUCAGAAAAGGACAAACAAAUUAAAGGCUACAUUGCAGCAGUUGCCAUUUUAUCUGUAUUGUUGGUUGCAUCCAUUUUUUCCUUUGGAUUGGUUUACUACUUAAAAUUAAGAAAACUAAAGGCACGAGAAAGCAACAUUUCCGAAAGAAAAUAUCCAUUUGAAGAAAAAUAUCAGCCUAAUGGAGUUGAUGAAAUAGACGAAAACUAUAACGAGCCCGCGAAAAUUCGUGUUGAAGAAAUAGAAGAAAUUGAAAAACCAAAAUCUGUAGCCUUUAAUGAAUUUGUUGAGGAACUGGAAAUCGACUCAAAUCAUGAGGAAGACGAUAAAACUAGUGAAGCAGAAGAAGAAGACCUGGAAAGAAAAAAGGCUAGAAAUGAAGAAAUGGCCAAAAGAAGACCAACAGGAUUUGUGUUUAACAGGCCUCCAAUUGAAGAUGAUGAUGAAGAUUAGAAUUUUUUUUAGUUUAAUUUAAUCUGUAAAUAAAAUAUGUAGAAAAAUUUAGAUAAAAUAUAAUUUGAGAUUAAAGAAGUAGACAACAUAUUUUCAAUUAUGGAACAAAACUAGAAAACAGUUUUUAUAGAUAGAAUAUGUUUAUUAGCUUAGAUCGUUGAUAGUGUGAACCAAGUGUGAACCAAGUGUGAACCAAGCUGUGAACGGUGUCAACAUAUAAUAAAAUUUAAAAA